Macadamia integrifolia is the source of this 2052-nucleotide messenger RNA. RefSeq lists its product as uncharacterized. Bases 333 to 1895 code for a protein of 520 amino acids. NCBI's taxonomy places the organism in Eukaryota, Viridiplantae, Streptophyta, Magnoliopsida, Proteales, Proteaceae. The record is from RefSeq and is a predicted model, not a curated record. The transcript is spliced from 2 exons.
UGACCUUUCCACACAAAACCCUGUCUUCUUGCUUCGCUCCACUAUCCACUCCCUCACUUUACUGUAAGAGCCACCACAAAAUCCUCCUCCGUUCGCUUCAAAUCCUCUCUUUUCCUCUGGUAAAACCAUAAAUUCCUGUGAAAACCCCCCCCUGUUGCUUCCCUCUAGUCAGUCUCUUUCAGCACGAAACCCUCUCUGCCUCUUCUUCCUAUUUCCCUUACUCAUCUCCUGCUCUCUUCUCUCACUAAUUGUCUGCAAACAAGCUGGUUGGGGAUUUUGGUUCCAAGUGCUCCAACACUAAAUACACGAACAGGGCACGAACAGUAAAGGAAAUGAGUGACGAGGAGGGUGAAUUUUUUGAAUGUCAGCAUGAUUCCUCCUUUCUAGAAAGAGUGGUACCAAUGGGCCCUUUUGGUUUCCCAAAUCUACUGUUACAGAAGCCACAAGUGGUGAACGAAUUUCAAAACCUUCUAGACAAUACCAAGGCUGAAUUGGCAAAGAAGAAUGAUGAGCUUAAUGAAUUGCGAAGUCUGCUGGAAAAUACCAAAGCUGAAUUGGUGGGGAAGAAUGAUGAGCUUAAUGAAUUGCGAAGCCUCCUAGACAGUACCAAGGUUGAAUUGGCAAAGAAGGAUGAUGAGAUGAAUGAAUUAAAGAAGCAAAAGAUUGAUCAAGAUUGGAAUCCUGAACAGUUCCGACUGUCUAUUGUUGCAAUCACAAACUCAAUGAAGAGAGUGUUUGUUGACUUUGGUCUUGAGCCACCAGAAAGUGGAGACCCAAAGUCUGUGUUGAAGUUUCUUGAGAUGCUACAUAAUUUGAUCCUUCACAAUGAAUUCAAUGCCACUUUCUUUGUAGCCGCGAAUGGGAUAUUGGCCUCGAUUACAAGUCUAUUUGAGAAACGUAGUGGCUUAAGCAUUGGCAUGGAAACAAAUAUUCGUAAUCCAGCCCGUCUUAUUGAGAGUCUAUUUACCUUAAAAGGCUUCAUGGAUUCCCACUUCUUUAUUGAUGGUAGUGUUAUUGUCGAGGAUUUCCGUCUAAUGAACAAGGACGAUCUCCCAAUUAUAUUUCGGGAUUCUACAGCAGAUGUGGCAGAGCUGAAGCAGAAGAAAAUAGGUACGAAAUCAAUGGAUAACAUCGACGAAAACUCCAUCUUCUACGGGUAUUUCAACAUUCCAAUGGUGGGGAUGUUCAAGGGUAUUUUGACGAGAGUUCAUGUGAACUUGCCAGAUGAGAUCAUGGUGAAACUUCAAGUAGGCAAACAUAACCUUAAUGAUAAGAGGUUUUGGUUUGUCAAGGCCAACGGUGCAAGUAUAUUUCAAAUAGAGCUUUUGCGUCCUGAAGAUAUCAAAUUCACCCCUUCUCGGGUCUUAGGUGACCGGACCGACUAUGUGGGGUUUUUCCGUAGGAUGAAUAGAAUCUUUGUUAAUGAGAAGGGGACAUAUCUCAAAUUUGACUUUAUUGCUGGCAAGUAUUCAGGACCAGGAGCUCCUUCUGAUAAUACUGUUCUUUAUCAUAUUAAGGAAGGUGUAUUGUUUUGUCCUUUUAAGAUGGUGCAAUUUGAUGUGAAUACACCUACAACAGAUAUUGUGCAACGAGAAGUUUAUUUACCUGUGUCAACCGCAAAACAAUUUGGGGAGAAUGAUUCCUCUUUUAUUGUGGAGGCAGCUUUGGGCCGCGAUUGUGCUUUCACAUUCAAUGACUUCUGUUUUGUGGGAAAAAUAACAAAAACCUCCGGCACUUUCCGUAUGAAUGCUCUUGUCAACUUGUUUUUUGAACAAAGCCAACACAGGGAGAACUGCUAUGUUGAUGCUUUAGCAACAACUUUCUUUGUUUUGAAAACAGAGAAAGUAAGAUCGCGUGUUCACGAUGAUAAUCAGAAGUCUCCAAAGUUUGUUUAAAAGGACCUAUGGUUUAUUUUAUACUUUUGUUUUAGUUUGUUAUAUGGUAAAUAUAUAUGCCUGAACUGUAAUGAUUUCGUACUAGUUUUUGUACAUACAACACAUGCUAUUAUAUAGCAGUAUUAUGGAAAAUGAUACAUAUAGUAUUAUAUUGCCA